Molecule: messenger RNA, 2018 nt
Organism: Stegastes partitus (bicolor damselfish)
Lineage: Eukaryota; Metazoa; Chordata; Actinopteri; Pomacentridae
Gene: cav3
Product: caveolin 3
Exons: 2
Coding region: 157-615 (152 amino acids)
Biological process (GO): caveola assembly; regulation of cytosolic calcium ion concentration; regulation of membrane potential
Cellular component (GO): focal adhesion; sarcolemma; caveola
Molecular function (GO): molecular adaptor activity; transmembrane transporter binding
Source: RefSeq, a predicted model, not a curated record
ACCAGGACGUCUGCAGCAGCUGUCCUCUGGCAUGUCAGGGGGAGCGUCACAGUCGUGAUACACGGGUCAGAAGCGAGCUGAGGCGGCUGCGUGCAGUUUGAUCCAGGAAGGUUUAUCCUCACUGUGUCCAACCCGUCCAGGACCCGCGGCCCCACCAUGGCGGAUCAGUACCAGUACAACACCAAUGAGGAGAAGAUUGUGAAGGACAGCCACACAAAAGAGAUUGAUCUAAUUAACAGAGACCCCAAGCAGAUCAAUGAGGACGUGGUGAAGGUGGAGUUUGAGGAUGUCAUUGCAGAGCCUGAUGGUACACACAGCCUGGAUGGAGUGUGGAAGCUCAGCUACACCACCUUCACUGUGUCCAAGUACUGGUGCUACCGCAUCCUGUCUGCUGUCUUCGGCAUCCCCGUGGCUCUGCUCUGGGGUUUCCUGUUCGCCUGCAUCUCCUUCUGCCACAUCUGGGCCGUGGUUCCCUGCAUCAAGAGCUGUCUGAUUGAGUCGCAGUGCAUCAGCCGCAUCUACUCUCUCUGCAUCCAGACCUUCUGUGAUCCAUUCUUUGAAGCCCUGGGCAAAGUUUUCAGCAGCGUGCGCGUAGCACUGCGCAAAGAAGUCUAAGAACUCAGGAAGUAGUGUUUAUAGUGUGAUCAGAUGAAGUGUGGUAUCUUUUUAUACACCAGAAGAUCAGUCCUGGAAUCUUGCUUGCUCCCUGAUACUCCUCCUCCUCCUCCUCUCCUCCUCCUCCUCCUCCUCCUAUCCUGUCCCCACCCUCCCAACCUCAGACUGAGAUCUGAGUCCUGACAUGCCCAGUGUGCCUUUUGCCACCAGAAGUUCUGUGACAGCUGCAGCAGGCAGUUUGGUUCUGUGACAGCUCUGGCACUCCUGGAAGGCUCAGUGCUCCUCGCUGAGGGAGUGGAGGGCUGCCUGCCAUGGGGAGGACUCAACUGUCCUCAUUUAUUUGUACCACAAAAAAAGCUCAGACAAUGGCUAUUUGUUAACAGCAAAGGAAAUCAACUCCCCUGCUGCACCUGUGGACGAUGCUGCCUCUGUGAAUUACAUUUGGCUAUUCUAAGAAGUUACACUGAUGCUGUAUGUGGCCACGUCGAGUAUUGUUGAACUUUGCAUUGAUGGAAUCGAUAUAAUUAUUUGAAUUAAUCUUAUUAUAAAAUUCUAACAGAAUGAAAAGAAUUGAAAGCAUUUUUGCAAAUUAAUUAUUUUGUCCAGUAUGGUCUAAUUUCUUUAUUUCCCCUUUUAAUUUGUGAUGAUGCUACAAAAACUAACAGACUUUUGGAAGACUUGCAGAUGUUUGAAACCAGUAAUGCAGAUAAUCUACUUCUUUUAUCAAAGUGUGACGAGUGGAAUAAUGCACAUAUUUGUUUGCAUGUUUCAGUAAGGUGUGUGUAAGCAAGUAUGGACCAACUUACUGAUGGAGUAAAGCAAAAGUUCUCUGUGAAAUCGGUUAUAUGUCAUUUUUCACAGUGAAUUUGGAUUGAAAAGUAUAAUACCUUUGCUGCUAUUCAGUAAAAAAAAAAGCAAAAUAAUAUAUAGGAUGAAAUUAAGACAUUUUAAAAUGUAAGAGAGAGUUUCUUGUUGAGUAUAAUGCCCCACUGGUACAGCGUUUGAUUUACAGUAUAUUAUGGGGGUUGUUUAAACUCAUUCUGAGAGACUUCAGAUAUCAUUUACACCAAACACCUACUUCAGUGUUUUUAAAACCUCCAUUCAUCCUGGAAGCAGUGGCCUGUGAACUGUGACCCACUAGAGGUUGCUGUUGUGUGUCUUCCAUGUGUCUGAGGUCUAUUCUGGAUGAUUCACUGUCGCCACACCUUCCUUUGUUUCCAAUACGCUCAGGCUGAUGUUUUUCUAAUCCUGUGUUCAACUACAAACUCUAGAAACACACAGAGUCUAUAUGUUCAGAAACAGCACACUGAUUAAUGAGCUGUAUUAAACCGUGUAAUUAAUGAGCACAUGUGAUUUAUUUGCUUGAUUAUGUUGUCAAUUAAAAAAACAACAACAAAAAAAAA